Messenger RNA from Panicum virgatum (switchgrass), 1539 nucleotides. RefSeq names its product probable 2-oxoglutarate-dependent dioxygenase ANS. The transcript is spliced from 2 exons. The coding region runs from base 165 to 1235 and encodes 356 amino acids. The record is from RefSeq and is a predicted model, not a curated record. NCBI's taxonomy places the organism in Eukaryota, Viridiplantae, Streptophyta, Magnoliopsida, Poales, Poaceae.
UAGCCCUCCGUCGUCCACAUGAUCUCGCCUCGUUCGGACGCAGGCGGCGAAGAGCUGAGCUCGUCAGCUCGAUCGCCGGUAUAAAUUGGCCACCAGGCACCGACACGAAGUGAACUCACAAGUCACAAGCGUGAGGAAAUAUCCCAAAUUCCCAAGGCAUUAGCAUGGCGCAUCAGGGGCAGCUGGUGCAGGAGGUAGCCGCCGGUGGCCUCGCCGCGCCACCGAGCAGGUACGUGCUGAGGGAGAAGGACCGCCCAACUGGUGGCGGCAGCGCGGCGGCGGAGCUUCUGGACUUCCCCACCGUUGACGUGCAGCGCCUGGCCGAGCCCGGCGACGUCGAGGAGGUCGCCAAGCUCCAAGCGGCGCUCGAAUCAUGGGGCCUCUUCGCGGUGACCGGCCAUGGCAUCCCGGAGGCGCUCCUCGACGACAUCCGCGAAGCCACAAGGGAGUUCUUCCACCUGCCGUCAGAGGAGAAGCUCAAGUACGCCAAUCAGACCGACGGCGGCGAGUUCCAGAACGAAGGCUACGGCAUCGACCGCGUGGACUCCGACGAGCAGAUCCUAGACUGGUGCGACCGGUUCUACCUCCAGGUCCAGCCGGAGGAGAUGCGGCAGCUGCGGCUCUGGCCCAGCCGCCCGCCGUCCCUCGGGAAGCUCCUGCACGAGUACACGCUGCGGAGCGAGCUGGUGGCCAGGCAAGUGCUCAGGGCCAUGGCGAGGGCCCUGGGCUUCGAGGAGGAGUUCUUCGCCGGCCGCCGCGUCGGCGAGCAGGUGGCCUCGUACGCGCGCUUCACCGACUAUCCGCCGUGCCCGCGGCCAGAGACCGACAACUCCGUGAUCACCACCCUCCUCCUGGACCCCGACGUCGGCGGCCUCCAGGUGCUCAGGGGCGGGCGGUGGGUCGGCGUGCCCGUGCUCGGCCGCGGCGAGCUGCUGCUGGUCGUCGGCGACGAGAUGGAGAUCAUGAGCAACGCGGCGUUCCGGGCGCUGACGCACCGCGUGGUGGCGAGCGGCAGGGAGAGGAUGUCGCUGGUGCUCUUCUACCAGCCGGAGCCGCACCGGGACCUGGAGCCCGCGGCGGAGCUGGUGGACGCGGCGCGGCCGGCGCGGUACAGGAGGCUCGGCGUCAAGGACUUCGGCGACGGGUUCUGGGACGCGUUCGCGCUCGGCGAGCCCACCAUCGACUUCCUCGACGCCAGGGUCGGCAAGGAGGCGGCGGCCGUCUCCGGCGCUUGAUAUGAAGCCGACGAUGAUGUUUUGGUCGCAUGGAUCCCGGCAGACUCGCCCAAACUGAUGAGACGAACUAUCCAGAAUAAUCUCUGCAUGUAAAAAGUUUGUAAACUAGGAGUCGAGCGAGUCCUCUGCAGAGCUUGCUUUGUUAGUGCGGUUUGUGUUGAGGGUGAUGCAUGGAACAGCGACACUUUUGCGUCGAGAAAAAAAAAAGACUUCCCCCAUUUCAAAUUACAUAUGUUGUUUUGAUUUUCCAUGGGAAAAAAAGACUUCCCUCAUUUCAAAUAAAUUACAUGUCGUUUUGAUUUUC